Molecule: messenger RNA, 654 nt
Organism: Nicotiana attenuata
Lineage: Eukaryota; Viridiplantae; Streptophyta; Magnoliopsida; Solanales; Solanaceae
Product: translation initiation factor IF-2-like
Exons: 5
Coding region: 1-654 (217 amino acids)
Source: RefSeq, a predicted model, not a curated record
AUGGCGGGUCUUCGAUUUGCUCCCCCGAGGUAUGCAUUUUCCAAUCAGAUUUGGUCUUUACUUCGUGCUACCCCGAACUCGAGCCCGGGGUUCCAUUCAGACCUCGAAAUCAAGCUCUCUGCUUUUGACCAUGGUGAGGACACGUACGGUGGACGUUCCAGACCUGGGAAACGCUGCUCCCCUCGUUGCUGGAGGCUAAGGCAGAGGCCAGGGAGGGCACCGGCCCGAGGUAGGGGACGAGGGUGUCCGAGAGCUGCCCCAGUUGCACCACCGGCGGAACCAGUAGGGGAUCCCAUUAUCGAGGAGCAGGGCGAGACUCGGGGUACACUACCCGCGGGCGGUGCCCAGCCAGUUUCAGUAGUGACACCUGAGCCCAGACCAGUUGCGGACGCACCACCACCUCCUCAAGGUGCUCCAGUGAGGCCUUAUUUCAGUGCUAUGUCGGAGAUUUCUUACCGCCCACCAGCUAUUCAGGGUUCCUCCAGCGGGUAUUCUAGUCAUCAGGAUUCUUCCAGUGCCUACUUCAGUGCUAUACCAGAGACACCAACCGUCCGACCGCCUAGAGGUGGGGAACAGGUUGGUAGGGGUCGUCCUAGAGGUGGAGGCCAGUCAGGGGGAGUUCAGCCAGCUACCGUUCAGCCAGGCGGAGGCUAG